Messenger RNA from Lactuca saligna, 790 nucleotides. NCBI's taxonomy places the organism in Eukaryota, Viridiplantae, Streptophyta, Magnoliopsida, Asterales, Asteraceae. The record is from the annotation of a GenBank genome assembly.
AUGGUGCAGGGGUCCACUUCCGGUGAAAAACAUUGUCCCUUCUCUACUGUGUUCCGUGAAAUGAUACUCUCCUACAUUAUGCAGCCAUGUUGUAUAAUCUUAGCCAUUACACCUGCAAAUUUAGAUUUGGCAAACUCAGAUGCACUUCAAAUGGAUGGGAUUGUUGAUCCUGAUGUUUUGAAACUUUAUGGAUCAUGGAUCUGUCAGCAGCUGCCACAAAAUAAUUUCUCGGUGGAGGGUAUUUCACGUGCGGGUCUGCUUUAUUCUUUGUCUUGUACUGUUGUCCCACAAUUUGUCAUCAUAGAAGAAGACCCUGCUGUCCCACAAGGUUUCUUGCAGAAACUUUGGAUGUUGUUCAAGACAUUGAUUGGGUCAUUUCUCUUGGAAAUGCUUUUGCAAAGCAGUAUGAGCUUUAUACAUAUGAUGAUGAGCAUUCUGCACUACUUCAUAGGCUUAUUUUGGUGCUGGAUUAAGUGGAGUUCUGGCUUGGUGUGUGCGAGUGGGAAGGAACCAACCCAAUGCCCCCGGAGUUCUGGCACCUUCCAUCUUUACUUCCUAUGUAUCCAGGGUCUUGUUCAAUGCUUUAGCUGUGUUUGCUCUAAGGGAGAUCAACUUAUCAAAAGUAACCUUCUCAACAACAACAAUCUACUUAAGCAGGUGAGUAAUCAAGAUUAAGGGAGACUCAUAAUCAUGUUUGACAUUCCUUUCCAGUAAGAAACAGAGUUGUAUGAUUAUUUGUUAGUUUUAUAUGAAUGUAUAACCCAUGUUAGCAAUGUAUUAUUUUUGUUUA